Molecule: messenger RNA, 1456 nt
Organism: Trichobilharzia szidati
Lineage: Eukaryota; Metazoa; Platyhelminthes; Trematoda; Strigeidida; Schistosomatidae
Source: the annotation of a GenBank genome assembly
AUGGGAACAUUUGGUGGACAUGCAUUGCCUGGCAGUUUCUUUAUCGUCUAUGGACUAUGGUCAAUUUGGCAUAUUUUAGAAACAUACUAUAGAAGAAAGCUGUAUGAAUUAAAUAAAUGCAAUGAAUUUGUGCCAGAAUUCACUAACAGGAUAUCAUACCCACUUAACAGGCAAAAGUCUAAUGAUCGUCGUGAUUGUUGUAAAAAGUCGAUACCACUUGAUUCACUUGCAAAGUUUAUUUGUUGUAUUGGUGGGAUAACAGGUGAAGUAAUUACUGGAUUCAAUAGUGAUUGGGUAUUUGUUCAUAUCGGUAAUAUUCAACAUUCAAGCAUGUUUUCAUUGUUUGGAUUAAGUGGUCUUAUUGAAGUGUUUGUGUUCUAUGGAAUCUUGAAAAUUCCAAGGGAAUCAGAAUACCUAUUCAAUAUUAUAGCACUACUGGGAGAAUUCUUCUUGUUCAUGUUUCACUUACAUGGAAGAAGUCCAUUAGAUAUUUACCUUCACUUACUUCUAGCUGGAAUGAUUGUAUUAGCUGUUGGAAUAUCAUUGGCAGAAUUAAUGGCACCUCGUGAACCUGUCUAUGGUUUAAUGCGUAGUUGGACUUAUCUCAUGCAAGGGACAUGGUUUUGGCAAGUAGGUGCUAUUUUGUACCCCAAAUUCUCAUGGAUGCCAACAUGGGAUGAAAAUGCUACAGAGAGUUUACCCGCAGCUGCAAAUUUAUUCGCUUACCAUAUGGUAGCAAACUUUUUUGCAAUCAUUGUGAUUGUCAUCAUAGUUAUGAUUCGUAGUAAAGUUGGAUUAAUCGGUGAGGAGAAAAUGAAAAGUCGUUUAUCAACUGCAGCUACAGCAACAAUCAGAAGAGAGUAUCGAGAGAGAAAUUCUCAACAACAGACACAAUCACAACAAAAUUUCAUAGCUGAUAAUGAUUCUGAAGAGAUUGAAAUGUGGAAUUAUCAUCGAAGUGAUAUUAGUAGUAACAAAGAUCAGAGAGAUUCGUAAAAGGCGUAAUGAAUAUGACAGAAAUCGAUGAACUUAAGAUGUGUAUCUAAUGCUAAAUAUGUGAAAAUAUUUGUGACCAAUAACUAACUCUGGCGAUAGAUGUAUUGUGGUUUAUAUAAAGUGUGUACGUUCCCUCUAGAAUAAUUCUUCUAGUUUUUGCACAUAUUAUUCUAAUGGAUUCAUAAAUUAUUGGAAGAUUUUUAAGUUAGUACCAGUUUCUGGUGCGGGUAAUUCUGUUCUAAUUUAUCAGACAAAAUUUCAGAACUAACUCCAAAUUUGUUAUUGUUACACAUUAUUUCUUUCAUUUCCACCUUUUCGUAUAAUAUGCAGCUCACAAAUUUUAAUGCCAAAUGAGUCUGUAAUGUUGACUUCAUGAUAAGAGAUAUGACUAUGCAAUGAACUGUACUCAGUAUCAGUCAUUGACAGUCAAUCAAAAGGAGAUUGUAUUGCUUGUUGGCAG